AUGUCCCGUUCGGGUGUCAAUUUGGAAUACGACCCGGAAGACACCCUCAAAAGUUUUCUGCUUGACAAAUACUUGUGCUCUGACAGUACUGUUGAUGAUAACAUAAACGCAAUAGAUUCGAAUCUUCAUAACAACGCAACCUGCCGCCAGCUCGUAGACGAAAGGACAUUCAAAUCAUCUGCGCGUACUACAAACAGGGAACCUCAGGAGACUAAACGUCAUUCUGUUGUGGUAACUACUUGUUCUAUGCUGAUAACAAGUUUUGUUUUGAAAUUGUGGACACGAAAACACUUUUUUACAGACAAGCCUUCCAGCUUGGAUUUGGUACCAAUAACAGUUCAAGUAGCGGCAUAUUUAAGUAGGAUGCACACCUGGAAGUAUUAAAAGCCUCAAUCUCAGGCAGCCACAUUCCUGUACUGACGAAACCCCCAUGACUGCAGUUCCCACAUACGUUUACCUGAUUUUUCUUAACGGCUCCCAAAGCUUUCUAUGACCUUUCCACUAUUUUAUUGUAGAAGGAGGCAGAACCAAAGACCAAAAGACCUUAUCUUCGCAAAAAUCAAGGUUUAGCUGCCUGGUGCAGCCGAAUCAGAAGUUCCAGGCUCAAGCUUCAACAAUAUUCCACGAAAAUACGUGAGAGCCAUGUUGAUGAAACAGACACAGAAAAGUCCAGCACGACGAGGGACGCUCUGAGAGGUGCCUUUGAUGAACCGACGGUGAGACUUACGUUCGUCUUGCAACAUGUUUGGUUUGUUUGAGAGACUUGCGUGUUCUGGCUGACAAAAGUAAUUUGUAGAAACCAUUUUUCCGUUUGAAAAGUUCAUUUUAGACAACAUAAUUAGCAAGAAAUUCAUCUGCCGGAUUCUUUCCAGCUCCAAGACAGCUGCUACACCCGAGUGUCCUUAUAUGUUUGGAAAAAUUUAACGUGAUUUUUUUCAAGCAAUCACCCUUCUAGUUUGUUCCGUCAGGAAGAGUUUGUCGUAAGAUCAAAGUGAAUUUUACAUGGAACGCCCAACGCGAUAUAGUUUGCUGACUGACUCUAAUCAAGAGGACCAGUGCACGUAAACUCUCGUUGGACUUUCAGAAGACAGUAGAUAUUUGCUUACAAAAGUUGUAAUUAUUGAUAGAUGAUGUUCUCGGCUUUCUAAAAACUUUGAUCUGCUGUUUAAUUCAUGCAUGAGUUUGUCUCAUUUUUAUCGAUUCUUUUUCAUAACUUUAAUUUGAGUCACCUGAGUUUUGAUGCAAGUUGCCAACCUCGUCUUCCUAGUUAUCCAAUUAUUCACUAUUACACAUAAACUUUUGCCUACAGGAUUAGGUGUCACUGAAUAUUUAUUAUUUCUCCGUACUAACAGCUCACAACUAAACCGUCACAAUCUUCAUCCUUACUCGCCUCUUCAAAGUCCAAAUUCAUGGAACCUGGGAAACUAACAAGACAGUACACUUACGUGUCUAAAUGGUGUCCAAAACCCGAACACACACUAUUUCCCACCUUCUUACCCUCGGAAGAAUCAAAUCCAGCUCCGGCCUCUUUAUCCCCUUCGAUGGCUCUUCCACCGCCAGAAACUGAUGGACAACAACCUCAAGCCCCCACCUGUGCGCCUUCCCCUGACAGGGAGAAAACGGAUCCAGUGCGGUGUGCCGCUGUUGUUGACUUAAGUGAAACUAAUGAGCUAGAAGAGUUCGAAUUAUUAGAGAAACUAACGGAGGGCUCCUUUUGCGGUCUAAGCAGCUCGGCUGUUGCUAAGAUGUCUAAGGAUUCUCUCCUAAACAAGUUCCGGCAAAACUGCGAUGGAGAAAAAAUUUCUGCUCCUGCGACGUACGCUCACACAUUUCCACCGGACACUGCCGGCGUUUCUAAUGCUUAUUGCAAAGAAGAAACAACCGAGUGAGUACUGUCAUAGGCUCAUUAUUUUUUAAAAUACCCUUCGCUCAUAUGUGACAGUGGAUAUAGGGACAGAAUCACAUGCUAAGUUUAAUAACCCUAGUUUCAAUGCCUAUAUGGGGGCACAUAGCCAAAAAGGACAAUUUUUGCGAGCAAGAGUGACUGAAAGUGCAUUUGCCGAUUGUGCGCAUCCUUAAUGUUUCUUUAUCUGCGUACGUCCAUUAUGCUUACUUUGUGUUUGUAAGCCGUGUCUCUGUAUAUCAACUUUUACGUCCUUAGGAGUACAGCACCGCAUUCUUUAGCUCACAUUUUAUGAAAUCUGGAAAUGGUCGGUCGCCUAAGUUGCCUGAGCGAUCUAAGUCUGGGAGUUUGCGCUGCAGUACUUACAGGGUGUCGUAUUCUCCUUGUUGUCUUUUGCUAUCUCAUUGAUUCUUUUCUAUCCGAUUUCCAUCGUGAUAACUGAACGCAAGACAGCAACUGAGGGGGACAUGUCGGCUGAUUCAGUUGUGAGCCCGUCGAAGGGCCUUGCUGAACCCUUUGGAACAGCGAAUCUCUAUCCAUCUGCAUGCCAGUGAACUGAGUGCCCUUCUUCGUGUGUAACGGUCUCAUGUAAGGUUGCGCUAGCGUAUCUUUCUUCAACAAGAGAAUCUAGUUUUGGCUGUAGCUGCGUUCUACCGUGUCUUCUCUUAUAGCGAUAUUUGGAUUCUUUAGUAGGCGCUGACGAAUGACAAAAACAUGGGGGGCAUCUGGGUGUCGUACUUUUCCUUUGUACGUAUCAUUAUAAACAACCUGCGGGCAGCACCGUAAGGCGGUCCACUGAUAGCGUCGCACUUUCCAUCAUAUACAGGGAAGUCAAACGUCUGCGCCCAGUGCUUGAGCUAUACCUCUAUUUCCAACUGUUCGCCCCGUUUUGGAUUAAAGGACGCCGGUAGCUAUAUAGUAGGAGUUAGACCGCGCCUUCGUAAAUUAUCCGUCGUUCGGAAGGAUGUCUUAAAGCCAUGCGAAGUUCGAAAUUUACAGGUUUUACCAUAAUGUGACACCUUGUUAGUCACAUUGUGCGUCUGGAAUUUCGCUUGACAGCGUUAGCUAAGUAAAUCUUGCACAUAUAGUCGGAGAAGGGCGAUAACGCAAAAUCUGAACAUUAGUGAUAGUCUCGUAGACGCAAAACUCUCUCUUUGUAAUUUCACAGCGGAAUAUUACGAAUUUAAUGACUUCCUAGUGCAUACCAUCGCCUUAGGACAACUAAAGGUUGCUUUUGUUUAUCGACUCAAACAUUACAACUGGGGUGAGAGAAGAUAAGUGUAUGUGAAAAGUGUCUGCUUCGAGCUCUGAAAGAACCCUCUUACGAAACCACACCUGGCUACGGGGAUUGGAUGACCUCCAACAUGUGCUGCACUCGUGCCUUAGGGCAUUUAUUCCGUCACGGUGAACUUGUUCAUAUGAAACCUCUUUCGUUUGCGGAAGAGUGGCCACAGACAGUGAUGACGCGCAAACUGAAACUAUACUUGGUACACCACAGUGCUAAACUGUCCUGUUGUCUAGCCGCCUUGACAUAUUAUCAUUGUUAGACCAGGGCGCGCAGAGAGUAGAUUGGUCCAGUCCUUUACAGUUUUCCUGCUUCAAUUAAUCAACGACGUAUUUAGAAUGUUAAGACACAUUUAGAGUCAAGACUAGGAAGAUUGCUAACUGACAUACAACAUGGCCCUGGGGGUCGUCAGCCAGGCUUCAAGGUUCCAUUCUUGUGAAAUAUCCGAGGAUCUAGAGGCUGCUUCGGUUAGACAGCAAUAACUAGCACAUCUUAUGACACGCUCAUACGGAGGUCAUUGCUGAGUCUGCCACCGCCCAGUUUCAUCAUCAGUCAUCUUUGCCUACUCUUACCGGUUUCAAGACUGUGAACAUGCAAAGCGAGAUGCUAUUUUUCGGCCCACAUUUGAACUCGGUAAGAGUUUAAGUCCACUUUUCAGGGCCGUCUCUCCUGUACGAACAGCCAUUAACCAUAGGCGUUUAUUUCCGCUCUACAAGUCGUUUUUCUGGAGACAUGAUUCAAGCGACCGGUGUUUCAAUUGAGGGAUCGAGAAAAAAUGCACUCGCAUCACAACACCGAAAUUGGGUACCUGAGAUAGUGAUUGUCGAUUAGGACCAGCGGGUUUGGAGAAGUCAGUUCACUGCCUGCCCCAGGGACAAAGGCAGAUGGCAUAAGGACUACCUGCGCGUCUUGCUGAACUGUGUCGAGCCGAAUUUUGAGCUGACCUCUUCGCCUCCUUUGGUUAAGUAGCGACGUUGAAUAUAGAUCAGCAACACUUAGAUGAUUAGACGGGCUUCAAAGCGCAUGCUUAAGCCACCCCAGACCUUCUUCUGGACUUACUUGAGCUGUCUUCGGAUGUUUUCGCGCUGGGCAUGCACGCCUCAUUGGAGACGAGAUUUGUCAUCUUCACUCGAAAAGCUGUUACUACGUUCGUCUUUCAAGCUUAGAAUCUAGCAUCGGGCGGACUGACUGAACCGACGGUCAUUCUAAGAAUAUGACGGUGGACCUUUGGACACCUUCACGGGUCUGCAAAACCCUAGAAAUCACAAUUAUUCGAAUGAAAAUAUCCCUCUUGCUCUGUUAGUUUAGGAGCGAAUUGAUUCUGAGACAUUUGUAACUGUCCGCCUUUGGUUGAAAACCACUUACAAGCAACUUGUCCCUUCUUGUUGGCAGUGAGCGUUAAUGAUAUGCCGAUUUUUGUAGUGUCGAUGGUAGGCUAGUAUCAUCAGUGUUCUUGGGGUCAGUCAGCCGGCGUCUUGGUACAAAUUAUGUCAGCAAAACCGCACUGAGCUCUUCCAGGAAUCUGUCAAACGACAUCAUUAAACAGCAUGGGCAAUAUAAUACAACCUUGUUGAGCGUCAGACUGAAUAUGGAGUGGUUGGGCAGCCGGUUUGGGGGGCAAUGACUAUAAAUGAGUUGUGCUUGUGGGCCUUCUUAAUGAGUGCGGCGGUCGACACAGCGCGAGGCCCUUUCAGGAGAAGUAGUAGCCUGGUCGAGCAUUAAUCUUAAAGUACAGUAGAUGUGCUAACUCAUGAAGUGUUAGCCGAAAUUCUAAAAUGCGUUUUCCGCUCGAAAAGAUUACUUAAGUAGGGUUGUGAUAGUAAUAAUCAUGAUGCAUACUCCCAUAAUAAUUCAGUUAUUUCAGGAUGCUGACUUUCGGUCGGACUUCUUUUCGGCCACCUGCAAAAAAUUACACUCGGUAAAAAUGACCACUUAAGUAGCAUGAAAUGUCCUCAUCGAAAUUCAGUGCCCUUAUAAAUCCAAAUAUAUAUUUCAUAAGAAACUUGCAUGAAAAUAUUCAUUUUUUACUCAUUUAGUAUAAAAUUACGCCAUCUUCAAAUUUUAUACUUGAGCGAAUGGUACAAUUCGGUUUAAGGAAAUUGCUUACUGUACGAAUGUACUUAGUACCUGAGUUGUAUACAGUAGAUGUGCUAACUCAUGGAAUGUUGACCGAAAUUCCGGAGUGUGUUUUCGACUCGAAAAGACUAUUUAUGUAGGGUUGCAAUAUUAAUAACCGUGCGGCAUAGUCCCAAGAUAUUCCAUUUACUUCGGGAUGCCAGCCUUUGGACGAACCUCUUUCCGGCCGCCUGCAAAAACUACACUUUGAAAAAGUGACUACUUUAGCAGCGUGGACUUUACUCACUGAUUUUUGGCGCCUUUGCAAAUUCAAAUAUAUUUCAUAGAUAACAUGCAUAAAAAAUAUUUAUUCUUUCACUCAUGUGGUAGGAAAUUACGUCUUCGCUAGAUUUUAUACUUGACAGAAGGUUGUAAUUCGGUUUUAAAAGGUUUCUGAAUAUGAGUUUUUAAGACCGUGAAAUGCCCGUCUAUGAAGCAUCGUGUCUCUGAACUUACUAAUGUCGCCUGUAAAGUGUAUAAUACGGCUCAGAUCCACUGCUAGUUCUUAUGAACUUCAUAUGAUCUCCCCUUAAGAGCAUAUGAUUUUCGUACACGGAAAAUAUGCAGCUUGUAGUUUGAAAGCCCGUAAUACAAGUUUAACGGCGGGUCAAGUUCGGAAUUAUCCGGGAAUCGGAAAAGUUUUUCUAUACCCGAUUAUACAUUUAUUUUAAGUAUAAAAUUCGAAGAAGACGUAAUUUCCUACCAAAUGGGCAGAAAAAUGGAUAUUUUUAUGCAUGUUUUCUAUGAAACAUUCGAAUUUACAAGGGCAUCGAAAAUCAAUGAGAAAAAUGCAUGGCACUUAGGUAGUCACUUUUAUAGAGUGUGGUUUUUCAGACGGCCAAAAGGAAGUUCGUUCAAAAGCUGGCAUCCUGGAGCAACCGAAAUAUCUUCGGAUUAUGCCGCACAGUGAUUAAUAUUACAACCCUACUUAAGUAAACAUUUCGAGCCGAAAACGCAUUUCAGAAUUUCGGUUAACAUUUCAUGAAUUAGCACAUCUACUAUAAGCAUGGACGCAUGUAAACCUUUUCCUGUGAACAGAAACAUGCCGUUUAUGGACACGGCGCACUGCGUCCCAUUGUCAGACUUGCCCUUGAAAUCAAUCAUCACUUCGAAUGUGAUGUUGCUGAAUUUAUUGGCAUGGUCCUCACUAGGCACUUGCGCUAGAUGGUUGAAGUCUACCACUCCUCUGGGAGCUGUAUUAGCAGCCACCUAAACCUCGGGGCACAUCAAUGCGUUUUAAAGACGCAGCUCAACGGUUGCUCCCCCCUCCAACCCACCUGUCAAUGGUGAUAAUCCUCUAUAUUCAUAUUGACCCAACUGUGAAAAACUGGGCGCCUCGGUGGGAUUCGAACCCACGCAGUAAGGGGGAAGGCUUUAGUACAGCCAACGCUCUAACCACCUGAGCUACGAGGCCCCGCCGGACGACGCGAGUUUUAUCACACUUGGGUCAAGUUACCCGCCCAACCUACUGCAACGUCUGGAAUCCACCAAAUCUGAUACAGUAAGUUGACUGCCCAAGCAGGAUUUCCUAAGUAAUUCACCUAGAAUCCACCGGAUGACUACUAGGCUCACGUAAUUCAUUGAUAUGUUGACAGAUUUUGAAUAAUUCAUAUUGACCCAACUGUGAAAAACUCGGCGCAUCGGUGGGAUUCGAACCCACGCAGUAAGGGGGAAGGCUUUAGUACAGCCAAAAUAUCAAUGAAUUACGUGAGCCUGGUAGUCAUCUGGUGAAUUCUAGGUGAAUUACUUAGGAAAUCCUGCUUGGGCAGUCAACUUACUGUAUCAGAUUUGGUGGAUUCCAGACGUUGCAGUAGGUUGGGCGGGUAACUUGACCCAAGUGUGAUAAAACUCGCAUCGUCCGGCGGGGCCUCGUAGCUCAGGUGGUUAGAGCGUUGGCUGUACUAAAGCCUUCCCCCUUACUGCGUGGGUUCGAAUCCCACCGAGGCGCCGAGUUUUUCACAGUUGGGUCAAUAUGAAUUAUUCAAAAUCUGCCAAAAUAUCAAUGAAUCCACUAUAUGCUCGUAUACACGAACUAGCGAUCUCCCUGUCCACCCCCGCCGUACAGCGAUUACGACUAUUCUUCCCUUAACAUCCUAGUUGUGGGAGCGUUGAUGGUAGUUUGCCUGCCUCCCAUCCUCCACGCGCGAACAAUGCUUCAUUGUUUCACAUUGGGCUGAUCCUAGAAUUAAGGAUUUGAACUCCAGGUUUUUUGGAGGCCCGAGCAGUAGUCAGUACUGCUGCAAUAUUUGUUGUCCCAAGAUUUUAUGAGUAUGGAAAUGCCGGUUCCUGGGAACAAAUGCCUUUUCUCGGCCACUUUGAUAUACCACAGAUUGUUAUUUCAAAUUAUACGGCCUUUUGACCUCUUCCUUUUCCACUUUUCCAAAUCUAGUUUCUUGGGUGUCGCUGCACCAGAGACCACUCAGGGACUUCCUGUACCACCAACCACCCAUUCUCAAGCUGCUGUUUCCAGGGGCAAUAACACAACUUGUGUCAGCCAGCAGAUAUCAGACCACAGAACAAGAACUUCUUCGGAGGAUUGUUUGGCUGAUUUCGACGAUAAACUUCCCUGGAAGGUGGAUCCAGAACCGCAGGGUAAGAUAAAGCGUCACUGUCACCUCUUAUGACUGCCAACAACGUAUACUGAACUCAGAGCCUGUUUAUGCAGUUUUUGGGAGUCACUGAAAUUAUUGUGGUUCAUGCCUCUGCCCACGACAGUGACCUGCAUUCUUUUUCGAAUAAAUCACGCACUAUGAAUACAAGCUCAGAGCUCUGUGGGUGUAAAUCACUUCGGCCCCAGUUGACUUUGGUUGAAAUGUCCUAGAGUGACGUUGACUUGGAGGUCACGUUAUGCAGGCUUUCCACCGAUUACCAAAUCCUGCCUUUUUUACAUUAGGCCUAUUAAUUGAGGAUCUUUUGUUGCGCUUUUGUUCUGACAGAAGCGGAGGUCCAAGAAACGGUGGACUCCAGCGCUGUAACGCAGGCCACAACACGAUCUGCGCGUUUUGAGUUGCCCGAGGUCGUGACGGUGGCGAAUGGGGGACCGACAAAGUUCUCGGAAGUAGCCGGUGAUGAGGACAAAGAACUGGUUAGUUUAUGUUUAUUCAUUUUUCUCACACGAAGGACAUGUAUAAAGGAGAGGCCUAUUUUGUACUGGAAGGGGGUUUCCACGAAUAGCGUCCGCGUACAACCGCAUUUUGUAAGAAAUGGCUUUAUAUCGGUGUCGUUAGUAUCAUUGAAGAGUGGAAAUAUGCAUGACGGGGCGCGUAGUAGUAUAAAAAGCAUCGUCCUAUGAUUAGAUGAGGGAGCGUACAGCCGAAGAUUUGGGUUUCAGUUGCCACGACAAGUCUUAGACAACUUUCUGCAUUGAUAGUCAUCUUGCAUGCUGUGCUUUCAAAACGUCCCUCACCUCCCGGGCUAUAUUGCAGUUAUUUUGGGGCUCUUCUUUUACAGUCUCAAGCUUGGUCGCUGAUGAGACUGCUGAUAUCUACGAUAUAGUUUAGGCCUUAUGUUGUUAUUUAUUUACGAUCAUUGAAUUCAUGUAUGCGGAUGGCGUUAGCCGUCUUCAUGCAUUUUAACAAUCAUCUGACCACGAUGCCUGGACACCCGAUUUUGAAGAAGGGGACACGAUCGCUGGGACAAGAGCUUUGUUCGCCUGACGUUUCGGAUUCCUGCUCGAACUCAUCAUCAGAGACAAAAGCAGAUACGGGUGGUUCAUGCACAAGCUCUUGUCCCAGCGCGAUCAUGUCUCCUUCUUCACGACUGCUUCCUGGGACUCGUCUCUUCGCUUCUAUUGACACCCGGUUUGGUCCAAAUUACUGACCAGAAAGCCGAUUUUUGGCUUGCGUAUGUAAAUAACAGGCAUAGGGUUCACGACAACAGCUAUUCCUCCCUUGUAUAGACGCGUUUCUUCCAUAAGGCGGGAAGGGCGUUAGUAUAGCCGGCAGUUGGCUCGCCGAGUUAUUUUGGUUAGAAACACCGAUCAGACAGACAUGCACCUAUAUCAGUGAGAACUGAGACUAAGAGGCAGCGAUAGGGAAGGCAGGUAGGAACGGUCGACAUAUACAGAUCUGAUACCACAAAAUUUGAGGGACCCUUUGCUGUUUAAGUAGUCGUGUGCAGCAGUACUGCCUUCCGAUGUGGAUCUACAGCAGUUUGGCAAAGUUGUUGCCCAUAAAAAGGUCACAGGCCUCAAUGCUUUUGCUAGGUGGAUCAUAAUACUGUAAUCGGACAUUUUCAUGAGGUUUCUUUGGGGAUUUUGAGUACAGACGGGUCCCCAACAGCCACACGGAUUGUAUCAAGGGUUGGCUCAAGGGUCUAACCACAAGGCAGCGGUUCAUGGUCGCCAUGUCACAGUACCACCAUCGGGCUUUGCGGCAUUUCAUGAGGCAGUCGGCUUACCAGGCCCCAGCCCCCCGUGCCCUGGUAGUAUCUGUCGGAUCAGUCCUCCCCUACGGCUGUGAUUAACGCUGGGCUUUGCGCGUGGAGGAUGAACUGAUACUGUAGGGGGGGGGAGGGGGGGGGGCUGAGCACUGCGGCCUGACGACCACUCCUCGAGUAAAGUACACCGACUUUGUCUCAAUUGAGGCAGUCCGCGCUCGCUGCGGUAAUAUAUCCAGGAUAUCACAGGCCAUCCAAGAAAGAUGACAGAGGUGGGUUGGGUACGAUCUCCGAAGCCCGCCUCACGAGCUCAGUUACACUGUCCUCAACCUGGCGUUGUUGCCUCCCCCGGAGGCGCCAAGAAGAGGUCAGCUCAAGACCUGACCCGACGCGGUUUGUCAAGACCUGGGAAGUAGUUCUUGGACCCAUGCUAUUCGGUCUCUGUUGUUGGAGAAGAGGAUGGCGCACGAGCUGUUCAGAUCCGCUGCCACAGAUCGUCACGCAUGGCGAGGUACUUUGCAUGAAGUGCAUAGUCGCGUCACUCUUGGACGCAACCAGAUCACCAGGAAAGGAUCCAACACUGGUCAGAAAAGUUGCCCUACUUUGUCGAAGGAAAAACUAAAGGCCAACAAUUAUUCCGGUCUGUCCUUCUCUACGGUUGUGAAUGCUGGGCUUUGCGCGCGGAGGACGGGCGAAAACUGGAGGUAUUUGACCACCACUGCUUGAGGACCAUCCUUUGAGUGAAGUUCACCGACUUCGUCUCAAAUGAGAUAGUCCGCGCUCGCUGCGACAACAUCGCGAGGAUAACCCAGGCCAUCCAAGAAAGACGACUGAAGUGGUUCGGGCAUGUUCUUCGUCGUCCACCUCAGGAGCUCAGUGUCACUGCCCUCGAUCCGGCACCGUUGCCCCAUUGGAGGCGUCGAUGAGGGGGUCAGUUCGAAACCUGGCUCGACACAGUUCAGUAAGCCAUGGAGGUGGUUCUUGGACCUACGGUAUUCGGUCUCCGUUGUUGGCGAAGCGAAUAGGUUGAGCUGUCCAGAUGUGCUGCCGCGGAUCGUCACGCGUGGAGAGGUACAGUUCGGGACAUCAUCGAGGCCGGCUAGAUCAGGCAUGAUCGUAGCCGUAUCAAGUACAAGUUAGUACAGUAAUAUUGUCCCUCUAAUCAAUUAAUGUGACGAUUUUGAGUCAUUUAAGGAGUUGUGCCAUAAGCGGCUCAGCCAUGUUGUACGCCUGAAAAAAGCAAGUGACUAAGUAGGACGCCAGAAAACUUACUACUCAGUUGCGGCGCUGUUUCAUGCAAGAAGGAAACGAAGGCGGCCCUCUCCUAGAACCGGAUGUAUGCCCAUAUUUUGUUUGACAGUCAUCUGUGGAGGAAUAUAUCAAGUCACGCUCGGCGGUCUUCUGCAAAAUAACUCAAGGCGAGUACGCACCAGUCGUUUGUACAGUCGUUCGCUCGUAGAUUUCAUAGAGCAAGCCAACACAUCUGGAACCCCGAGUAUUCAUUCUCGUCCAACUUAUCAAAUCGAAUUCUUUAGUUGCCAGCCUCUCACGCCGCGAAAAAGCGGCCAUCAAUGCUCUGCGUCGGCUUUACUUACUAAAACUCGAACGUUUCAUAACUUGCUGUAAGGGUUAUUAAGUGGCUCUGUUUCGUUGUACUCGACCCUCAUGGGGGUAAGAUUAGGGCCGAACGAAAGACGCAAAACUGCCCGUUUCUCUGAGUAUGCUCGAUCCGGUUUUCUUAUACUAAAACACAGGAAGCGAGAAUACAGCCCUGCUCCUCCUCACAGACUGAACAUUCCUCCAACGGGGACAAGCAUAUUGCUGCAAGAGUCACUAUUCCAAUGUAUAUUCGCAUUUCGUGCCUCUCGAGGUGUCUGACUACGGUUGGUUUCCCAGACGUGUGCAUAGUCCAUAUUUAUAAGAGGUGCAUAUGCUUCUUUCCUUACAGACACCUGAAAUACCGCUACCGCCAAAGGACGCAUCGUCCGCUGUUAUACGCCAGUGGAUAGCACGACUCGAGGUGGAGGUUAAACGUUUCAACGCGGAGAACGCUGCCUUGGCGAAAUUGCGAAAGGAUCGCGAGGAUGUUAGUUACCCACUCCACUGUUUUUUGAAGCCAAAUCGUCCCUCCACAUACCUCUUUUCACGUCUGGUUGACAUAAAAAUGACGUUAAUUAGACCUACCUUGGAAUCCAGCACGGGAUAUAUGUUCCGUUUUGCUGAAAACUACGUGUUCAAUCUCGUAAAAUGGCUGGGAAGGGGAGGGGGAGUUUAGGUACCUCACUGGUGUCAGGUCCUGGGGUUGACCCGCCCUAACUUGACUGUACGGUGAGUGACCGAUCUCAUGAAAAGUUGGCUGAAAUUCUGAAAUGCGUUUUCGACUAGGAAGGAUUACUUGGUCGCGGUUGUAAUACUGAUUAUCUUAAGGCAUACUCAUAACAUUUCCGACUCGGCAGGAUGUCGGCUUUUAAAUGCACUUCUUUUCAAUCUCCUGUAGAAAACGUGCUCGGCAAAAAAUGACUACUUAAGUAGCAUGCAUUUUUCCCAUUGAUUUUCGAUGGUCUUGCAAAUUCAAAUAUAUUUUAUAGAAACCAUAAAUAAAAAUAUGCUUUCUUAUAGUCAAUCAAUAAAGAAUCACGUCUUCUUUAUAUUUUAUACGUAAGGAAGGAGUAUAAUUAGGUUUUAAAAAAGUGUAUAAUUAUGAGAAUUUUAAAGACCGCGAAAUGUCCAUUCACAUAGCAUCGUACCUGGCCGUUUACCACUGCUCCUCAUGAAAUGUACAACAUGGUACGCAUCCAUUGCAAAAUGUUAUGGACUCUUUAUGGUAUCUUUAUAAAGGCAUAGAAAAAUAUGUGAUUUUUCUUCGCGCGGAACGCAUGCCGUAGUAGACUGAAAUCACUAAGCGCUAAUGUAACGAAUGAUCAGGCUCCAAAUUAUUCGGCAAUUAGAAAACUUUUUUAAACCCUAAUUAUACUCCUUCCUUAAGCAUAAAAGGAAAACUUCACCUCUAGUCGUGUGUGUACAUGCUAACAGUUGCACACUACCAUCCAGUCAUAUUUCAGGAUGCCCAGAACUCCGACAAUUGAAACCAUGGUUCAUACUUCGUAGGUUAGAGCUGCCAGAAUAGAUAAGGAGGCUUUAAACCUCAACAACUGAAGCUCCAAAUCUGCAAUGUAUGUGCCCACAUGACUUCCCAAUCUGGAAGAAAAUUCCGUUAAGGCCGCUGGAUAACCCUAAUUAAAAAAUUCUGAUAUUCAUCUUCUAGGUAGUGCAUCCAGAAGACUAGUAAAGUUUUUUUGCAACUGAAUCGCACGCGUUACCAGUGAUCUGUGGGGGCCUUCUUUGGGUUGACUUAUCCCAAUGCUUUUAUGCUACGUGUCUUGUCGUACCAAGUCUUCAUUAACCGCAUACCAUCUUAUAGUUUUUUUUUCAACAGGUUCGUUUACAACCCUGUGAAGUCCCUAAGUAGAUCACCCAAUGUAUACUUGUGGGGGCUUUAAUCCGUGGCCUGGCAGCCGGCAUUUGCUGUUAUAUAGGCCGCGACACGAGGCAUUAUCAACUGCUUGCCCGCUCCGGGAACUUGGCGGCUGAAGUUGCCGGCACCGUUGUAGGAACCCAAGCAUUGAGCUGGGUGAACAUGAACAAAACCUCCUUGAUUGUAAACUUUGCUCGAUAGGAGUUAGGUUGUUUGUCGGGGCGUGCGUGCACUCUGCAUAACACCACAUCCACAGAAGGCUUGUAAAAACGGCCACUGUAUGUUGUGGACCACUGGUUGCACCAAACCUCUAGUUCUUACGAUCAUUUAUCUUGAAUCGUCUCUCCCCCAGGGGAUUAACUGACUGCCGGUAGGUUGUACGCCGCGCGCUGGCUGUCACCGUUGAUGUAUAUAUGUCAUGAAGCUUGAGUAAUUUGACUUACCUCUUCGUGAUGCGGACUUUUUUGAAAUAUUUUCAGAGUCUGCGACAACUCGAAAAGGAACGUCGUGAGUUCGAGGCAAUGAAGGCCGAACAGACGAGAGAUUUUGAGGGCUUCCGUAAGGAGGAAACGGCAAGAUUGAAGUGAGUAGUGCUUUUGCUGCAAAUGACAUUCUUGCCCUUUUUUGCCCCCAUCUGGUUGCACACCUUUUGUGGGGGUUGUGGAGCUCCCAAUGUCUCCUCCUGUACACAUUUUUACCUCCGCAGCCUACCUCUUGACUAGAUCGCCAGCGAUGACUGAAAUAGCCAGGUAUUCGCUCAGCAGUAAGCAUGCGGUAUCUGGCCUGCGUCAUUAAAUGUUAGUCGGAAUUCUGAAAUGUGUUUUAGAUCAGGGAGGAUUACUUAGGUGAGCUUGUAAUGCUGAUUAUCAUAGAGCAUAACCUCAAGAUGUUUUAACCACAACAGGAUGUGGGCUCUUGAAUGAGCUUCUUUCAGGCGCCUGCAAAAACCACACUCGGUUGAAGAUGGCUGCUUAAGUAAUAUGCAUUUUUCACAUUGAUUUUCGAUGCCCUCAUAAACUAAAAUAUAUUUUACAGGAAAAAUUGCACAAAAUAUUCUUUCUUGGGCUCAUUUGGUAGUAAAUUACUUCUUUAACUUUUAUGCCUGAAGAAGGGUGCCCUUCAGUUUCAAAAGUCUGUGAUUGUAAGUUUUUUUAAGACCGUCAAAUGUUCAUUCAUAGAGAAUCGUAUCUGUCCGUUUUUUAAUGCUACUUAUGAAGUAUACAACCAGAUAUGUCUCAUUGGCAAAAUUUUUGAGUCCCAUACGACAUCAUAGUAGCGUAAAGAAAUGAAUGACUUUUCUUGCACUGAAAGUAUACACCACGUAGUUUGGAAGUCCGAAACACAGGGUUGGGUUCAAAAUUAUUUGGGGAUUGAGAAGGUUUUUUCAAACCUGCGUACACCCUUCUUGAGUACAAAAUUUGAAGAAGACUUAUUUUGCUGCCAAAAGAGUGCAUAAAAGGAUAUUUUGGGCAUGCUUUUAUAAAAUAUAUUUGAGUUUAGUAGGACAUCACAAAUCAGUGAGAAAAUUUCCUACUACGCAAGUAGUAGGAGAUUACGAAAGUGCAAUUUGGGUAAGCGGCCGAAGUUCAUACUACCUAAGUAGUCAAGUCGAAACAAGGCCGACUAGCCAGCCAUUUCUGGCCAAACGCCUGUGACCUAAGGCUUAAACUCAUGCGGCCAUGCCGCGCAGAUUCCAAAUAGAUAAGGCCUUUUCAAUGCUGAUGACCUAAAAAUAGAAGUUGAGAAAAAAACCGAACCGGCUAUCGCAAAGGUCUUUGGCUCCCUACAAAAGCGACGUCUCACGGCGCCCGAUAGGGACAUGACUUCGAGGAUUUAACUCCAAGUCCUUCACUGAGUAAUUUCUGAAGUUAUUUACUUGAUUAUUCUCUAGAGAAGCCAAUAGAAGCGAAGAGACGAGUCCCAGGAAGCAGUCUUGAAGAAGGAGACACGAUCGCUGGGACAAGAGCGUUAUUAAUCUGACGUUUCGGAUUUCUGCUCGAACCCAUCAUCAGAGACACGGCAAAUACGGGUUGUUCAUGCAUAAGGGGCUGCAGUAUUUAUAGGAUGCAGUAACCGUGUGUUUCGGACGCUCGUGGUCCAGACAAUAAACGACUGACAGCGUGAACGUUAGGAUGACACCGACGUCUAGCCUAUCGCUCGGGAUCUUGGAGCAUUCCUGAAGUUCUGUUUCAGAACCCUUGCUUUCAAUUGGGCCACAUCGGAGCACGCCAAUAGUUCGCCGAUUUCCGGGCUUAUUGAUGCAGUCCUGUCCGAAGGCCCUGAAACGAAAGUUUUGUAGACGUGCCGGCGAAAAUUUUGAGUUUGGUAUGUCAAAUAGGCCUUAAUAUUUUACUAAGCGAGACAACAUCGAGUACUCCGAGAACCAACUCACCUCUGUCGUCCCCGAAAUGCGGAUAUCGACCUGUUUGGCUUACGAGUUCGACCGUGUCCGUUGAAAUAGUUGACCAAGGUGACAAGCACGCGGUGAGACAAGUGCAAGAGGUGUGGCUCUCAGAAGCCCGUUUGAUCAACCGGCAUGUCCAGCUACCCCCAUCAUAUAUGACCUUACGAACUCACCUUGCAGGCGGACAACUUCAGCAGAGUUCUGCGUUGUUUUAGUCGACUACAAUCGCGCAUCGGCAGAACAUUAGCGAAACAGGUGUCUGGUCCUUUAGACACUGCCUUUUUCGGCAGUACGGUAGGAUCAUAUGUCAUAUAAAAUUUUACUACUGUUAGUACUACUUGUUCGUGGGAUUGACAUAACGGAGUUAUUCCACAGGAGUUGAUUGUCUUCGACCCAAACGUUCAUUGAAACUUCGGGUCUGACCCCAAAAAGUUAAGUCCCGACCACUAAACUCCAUGUCCUGCACUUAAUAAUGUCUGUAAUUAUUAGCUUUAUAUAUAUAUAAUACAUGAAGUAGUGUGCAUUCCGAGCUGAUAUGAUGGAACGAGGAAGUCCGUCGAAAAAAAGAGUUUUACUCGUAAAUUUUCGAGCUGGUUCGAUCAACCCAUCGCCAGACGAAGUGAAUUGUGAGAGGUGGGACUGUCACACUGCUGGAUGAGGACGCAGACAGAGAAAUAAGCAGUCGACCUUGCGAGGAAGAGAUGUGCAUCAUGUUGUGAUGGGUGCCGGAGGUGAGGAUAGGUGUUGUGUGUUCGGGCUGUGGAAAGGCGAUCGCUGGGCCAAGUGCUUUAUUAGCCUGACGUUUCGGAUUCUCACUCGAAUCCAUCAUCAGAGACAGAGUCAGAUAAGGGUAGUGGAUUGCCCAGGUGUUGCAAUAUUUAUGGGAUGUAUAUAUAGGAUGUAGGUGCUGGACCGCUACAUGCCUGUCACAGUUGACAGCUCCUGAGUGCAUCACAGCGUGACGGGCCAGGUGUUGCAGUAUGCCGUUGCUAUGCGCCUGCAUGCCGGCCAAGAUUAUUGGCUCCCACGCUCAUCGCACGCCGCAGAGUGGCUGACUAUCGUGAACUUGGAGUCAAGUCUUCGGGACAUGCCUUUUUAAGUCUUGUUCGGAAGUUUAUGCGACUGCUUGCAUCGAAUUCAACCAACCCCAACUCAAUAACCACGUAAUAUUCGCAGUUUGCGGGCGGAUAGGCACAAGUGGUUAGAUGUGGUUAUGUAGCCCCACCUGAUGGACACAAUACUGUUGGGAUUGGGGUUAGGGUUAGGGCAACUAUUUCUCAGCCACUCAGAGUAAAGUCGCGCAUUUCUAAUAGCUUUUCUUUUGCAUAUAAUUACUUGGCCUCGUUGCCCGUGCGUACCCCGGCCCCACCUGUAAAAUCACCUAUUACUAUCGGUCCCGUAUUACAGGUAGUUGGGGUCUGUUUACUUCAUCCGGGGCUACAUAACCACAGCUGACCGCACAAGUAUAUAAAUAUCCAUUGGGAUGGCUUUGCCAAACUGCCGCAAGACGUACAGACGCCUUGGCAAUGACAGGUGACAAACCGGCCGGCAUUUUAUGCAUGCGCUUACGACUGCAUCUGAAGCAGUCAUGGCAACGCCAUCGAGAGCGUCCGUAGCGUCGUCAAGGCCUUAUGUGCUGCUUCCAGUCCGUGUGCCAAUCAACGUGCUUCUUACUCACACCCAGCACUCUCCACCAUGUGUUCAUUGUGUCGAACUGUUAAGGUGACUGCAUGUACUGAGCAAAUCGAUGUCUUCUUUCGGUCGUAUGUUUUCCUCCACGUUCCUGCUACGACCUGGGGAGCGAAUGCUGCUGCCACUCACCACCUCUGAUGUUCUUAAACUCAAGUCCCAACGCUCUAGACUUGGUGUUUGGCAGACGAAGAGUGCUACAGUGGGUGGGCUAACUCAUGAAAUGUCAACCGAGCUCCAGAACUGAGUUUUCAUUUCGAAAAGAUUAAUUAACUAGGGCUGUAAAACGAAUCAUCAUGCGGCAUAAUUCUAUAAUAAAUCAGUAACCGCAAGAUGUCACCUUUCGAAGGAGCUUCUUUUCGGCUGCAUGUAAAGACCAUACUCUGUAAAAAUAUUACUGCUUAAGCAGCAUGCAUUUUUCUCAUUGAGUUUUGAUGUCCUUAAAUAUUCAAUUAUGUUUCAUUGAUAUCAUACAUAAAAAUAUCCACUCUUUUACUCAUUUGGUAGAAACUUGCGUCUUCUUCCAGUUUUACACUCGAAGGAAGGGUAACAUUCGAUUUCCAAAUACUUUUCUAAUUCCCGAAUAAUUUUGAACCCGCUCUGCCGUCACACUUGCAUUCAGGGUUUCCAAACUACAAGCCGUAUAUUUUCCGCGUACGGAAAGCCAUACAUUUCUCUACGGUAAUAAGAGGAGACCAUAUGGGGUUCAUAAAGUUUUGCAGUGGAUUUGAGCCAUACUGUUAAAUUUACAAGCCACAUUGGUAAAUGCAGAGGCAUGACGAUUUAUGAAGAGCCAUUUCAUGGUAUUAAAAAAAUCUCACAAUUAGAAACUCCUUUAAACCGAAUCAUACCCUUUCUUUGAGUAUAAAAUUGAAAGAAGACGUAGUUUUCUACCGGAUAAGCAGAAGAAUGAAUAUCCUUGUGCAUGUUUUUCAAGGAAUUUAAUUGGAUGUUCAAGGGCAUCGAAAAUCAGUGAUAGAAAUUCAUGCUACAUAAGUAGUCAUUUUUUUCUAGAGUAUAGUUUAUGCAUGCGGCCGGAAAGAAGUUCGUUCGGAAGCCGGCAUCCUGGGGUAACUGAAUUAUUAUGACAUUACACUGCAAGCUAAUUAGUUUUAAAACCCUACUUAAUUAAUCUCUUCGAAACGGAGACGCAUUUGUGAAUUUUGCUUGACAUUUCAUGAAUUAGCCCACUUACUGCACUUGCUACUAAACCCCGAUGUGAAUUGUUCCAGCAGUACUGUUCAAGUAGGUUACCCAGUCGCACCUAGCCAAACUCCAAACUUCUAAAUUUAUAUAGCAGACUGUAAAUAGGCGAACUGCCACCUGAAUCUAUUAAGGAGACCCUACUACCGAUAGAUGCUUCGAGUAGUAUCCCAUAGUUUCAUCUCGAUUAUGAACAGCUAAAGCCAGAGAUGGGGUCCUAGUGGAGAAUGGUGCCGGCGUUCCGACGUUAACGAGCAUACUUUCGUUAAGUGACAUUUGAAUGGUUCAGUCUUUUGUUUGUUCUGUUACUUCGCCUGAAUCACUACUUGUUUUGUACUUCAGAAAAGAGAAGAAAGUUCUUGCCGACUAUCAUCGUACCCUCCAGUCAAUGCCAAAUAAACGCGAUCGCGAGGAAAUUGAACGGCUAAAACAGCAGGCAAGUUACUGUUGUUUAUGCAUACUUCCAUUGCUGCAAAUCAGUUUUGUUGAAGAUUUCGUCUCCAAGAGACAUGUUUGCCCGACGGUAUUCCCCGAAAUUCUGAUAUAAUCCUUCUUCCAAGGACAGCGAUUUGAGGUCGCCAUUCAUCUACGAUGAAGUUUUGGUUGGGGGGUCGUUUCUUUUGUGGGGCUCUUGAUCGGUACUAAUGGAAUCGGGUCUUCAGAGUUACUUCAGGGAUGCCUUUACAUGUGGGGUACAGGUUGCUUCUCAGCUGUCUUCAAAGAAUAUUUCGAAAGUCUUGUGACGGUGUGUGGGCGCGUCCUCGCCGUUAGAUCACCUGUUUACAGUAACUUCAGAAUAUGGCCUCUGCUUGUAUAUUAACGUUUUUAGUGCGGCCACCGCCCACCUCGGUGACGGUUGUUUGGCACAUGUAAGAGGGUCAGUCGUCCCGUUUUUCCAAUCCAGACUACGCUGGAACCCGCCAACGACCAGUUGUAUAUGUAACCCAAACUUUGGUAGACAAACAAGUCUUCACGAUCUCUAAGUGUAAUUCGAAGAAUGAUUGGUAAGGUGUGGUUAUGUAGCCCCACCUGACGGACACAAUACUGUUGGGGUUGGGGUUUGGGCAACUAUUUCUCAACCACCGAAAGUACAGCAGCGAAUCUCCAGUAGCUUUUCUUUUGCAUGGAAGUACUUGACCUCGUCAUUGGCCCCACUUGUAAGAAGCCCUUUUACCACCGGUCCCGCACUACAGGUAGCUGGGAUUUGUUUAUUUCAGGUGGGGCUACCUAACCACAUCUGACCGAAUGAUUAAACACAGCGCGAGUUUUUUUUCAUUUAGCUUUCAGCAGCUCACUAGCACGACUCGUCUGUGACAGACAGCUACAAGAACUCUCCUACUGCCCAAGUGGUUAACACUAUGCAUGAGCCUUCAGCCUCCGACCUGCCUUCAUCCAAAGCUUGUGAGCGUGCGACUGGCCGGGAUCUUCCAGACAAAGGGCACCUUUACCUCUGACGUAAACUCGUACCGUGCAAGCGCGUAGCAUGCGUACGACAGAGGCUUCGUGCCAUGUCAGCCGCCACGCGCAUUGUUUUAUUCAGUCUUCUUGACUCCAACUUGUCCGACUGGGACUGACUGGGCGUGUGUGGCAAGCUGAAAGUAGUGCCUCAGAAGGUCCCCGAUUAAUGGCAUAACUUGGUUCUCCUCCAGGCUGAAAUUCGGAUUGAGAUGUGAGCUUGAUGUCACUAUUAUCAGCCCCACACAGACACAGGUUAAUACGUCUCUUCCCGGACUGUGUUGGUCCUAAUCUGUUGCGAUGGGCAAAUGGCCGAACCUGGCCUAUUCACUUUUUGUUGAUGUUGCACCUGUGCGCACGCACCAGUAAGUUCUGCCAUUAUCUUGUACAGAUUUCUGAGCUACAAGCGGAGGCAGCACUGCGAGAAACACGCCUACAAAGUCAGCUAACCCGACAACGGACGCGUAUAGAGGAGAUGGCGAAUGAGAAGACCGAACUGCUGGAGCGCAUUAAACGGCUUGAACAAACCAGGCUGACUCUACAAACCAGUCUGUCGGAGGAGAGGGCACAGCGACAUCUCAGUCGUAGCUCCCAGGGCGUGAGGGAGAACGAUGGCCAUGGGGUGUUCUCUGUAGUAAGUGGUCUCUCAUUAUCUGCAUAUUGUUUUGCUGUUGCCUGAGGCUGUUGUCUUACGUUGAAAAGCCCUUGUCUAUUGGCUGUGUCUGUGAAAAACCAACUAAUCGAACAAACAUUUGCCAGGCUUUGCGCUUUCAAUCGGAGUCCUCUAGUGAAGUGACCGGAUUUUGCUUCAGUAGCCGGUAGAUUUAAUGUCGCCAUAUGGGAUGUAUUUACUAAGAAAUGUUACCGACAAACAUUAUGGAGGCCAAAAUUGCCGUUCUUAGCCUGUUUACGAUUGUUGGCCAGCCAUGGCCGACCCCAGAACGGGAAAACCGAGGAUUGAACUCGGGAUCAGCCGACCAAUUCAGUUAAAAAAAAGCAACUUCUACUUGACUUAUUAUUCCCGGUUGGAGUCAACAAGGCCUAUGCCCGUAGUUUAAAUGAUACAGCCUCUGACUAAGUAUCCAAGCGAUCGCCUCUACACGACCACCUGCAAGGGUUGAAGACGAGAUCUUCAAGGCAAAAAGGACGUCUCAUUCCAUUCGGCAAUCCGUCUAGACUCAUGGUAUCCUUUCCAGACCGUCUGCUUUCAAUGCAGGAUUCCUGCACGCUGGAUCCCGGUCUUCCGUCCAGCUGACUUCUUUAAACCACUGUAUGAGCCUCAAAAAGGAAAACAGAGUGCUACCGUAUUUGCUUCUGCAUAUAACGACGUUUGUUAUGCCCAAUUUAGCGGGCUCCAUGCUGCGGUUUAGACGCGUUUGGAAUUAGCGCUUUCCACUGCAGGCAGUAGUCGGCUGCAGACUCGUCCAAAGUUAAGCUGGACACUGUAACAGUCGCGCAGACCGUGCGUCAUCUGACUCGACAUGCGCUCGUGUCUCGUUUCAGCAGUCUGCUAGAACUUGACUCCUCUCGUCGGCGCCUUCUCCCGCCUCUUUUCCUCCACCUCAGAUGUUGUCAGCGUUCCACUUUCUACCUGAAAGUGGUAUUCAUGCUAAGUUUUCAUGUUAUUUUGGUAACUUCUCUAUUGCGUUUUACCUGAUAUUUUCUAAAGACCGAAACCGGUCACACCUUCGGCAGCAAUCACCCGUCUCAACGACCAUGCUUGACCGGGUUGCCAUCGUCGGCCACCUUACACGACUUCGAUUUUACUCCCUCUUGAUACCUUGUUUCCUAAAUUAAUCAAUAUCCAUAACCUUUAAGUGUGCUCUCAUGUCGUACCUGCACCGUCGACUCACCGUCAUCUCUUCCUGCCGUCCUUUAGGCAAACAAACCCAAGUCACUGACAGAAGCUACGCAAGCCGUCAAGUUUGAGCCGCACGCUCGCUCUGCUGACCGUCUUUGUACCCACUCCGCCGCGGUUUCGCGCAACUCCACACCGCCCGUGACGAGGGAAACCCUGGGAGCCGCGCGGACCACUCUUUCAGCUGCCCCCAGCUACUGCGAUCUGCCAUUUGUCCUUCCCACUGAGGCGCCACGACCGACGGUCGCCGCAACCGCUCUGCCCUCGAGCGCGGGUGAGGUUGGAGACACCUCAUCCUCUGUGGACAGUAGAGCCUCGACGACUGUCGAUGGGUCAGUCGUUCGCCUACAGGGUGAACCUCGGGCAGACAGCAUCGCCAGCGACUACUACACAGACGAUGCCGCAUCGUCAAACGGUAGCAGCGGCAGGAGCAACCGGAGAGAAGAACACACUGACAGGUACCUUUUUCUUGGAAUGGACACUCAUCGCGAAAUUGCUUUUACUCCCAUGCUCUACUCCCCCAUCGUGUUUAAGACGAAGCGAAAAGGAGGGCACUUGCACCUUGAGUCACGACAUCCCGAUCGCAUUCAACACAGUGAUCAUAAUUAUGGACAAUUUUCGUCAGGUUAAAGCACCAUCUUUACGUACUUGUCCCAGUCUCUUUACGUUACACAGUACUGAAUAGGGCGAGGACUAAUUUCAACGGACAAAGAACUGGAAGGCCUGCAGUAUCUACCUGUCUUCUUGUGUCCAUAGUCAGAACCCCAGCGGAACAUCCCCUGGAGAAUUUCUUACGUUUUACGCUUACUCUUGGAACCCCUUCUUGAGUACAACCAAGUUACACGACUUCGAUUUUACCCAUCAUUUAUCCCUUGUUUCUUGCAUUAUUCAAUAUCCGAAUCAACCAGAGCACAUCCAUGUAAGACGACGACGGCCUUCACCACCACCACCACCACCACCACCACCACCACCACCACCACCACCACCACCACCACCACCACCACCACCACCACCACCACACUGCUAGUGCGUCCACAACCUCCGUUAAUCUUAAUGGAGCCAUUACUACAGCAGCUAUAGCCAUGCAAUAGGUGUUUUGGAAUAUUUUGAAUAAUUUAUUUUGACUCAACUACGAAAGACUCAGCGGUCUCGGCGGGAUUCGAACUCAUGACAACAAGGGGUGGGCUUGAAUACAGCUAAGUUACACGACUUCGAUUUUACCCACCAUUGAUACCUUGUUUCUUAAUCAAUAUCCGAAUCAACCACAGCAGGUAGGGACUGGGCAUUCUAGUUUAUGAUUAUCGUUCUGCCAAAAGCACCUAUUAAUUAAGCCAGCCUGGUGGUCCUCUAAUGGGUUAUAGAUUUAUUGAUUAGGAAAUCGUCCUCUGGGCAGCCAGUUUACUCUUAUCAGACUUUAUCAGGCUAUAGCCUGGGCGAGUAAGUUAACCCAAAUGCGAUUAAACUAACGCCUGCAGGUGGGACCUUGUAGCUCAUGUGACUAGAGCGUUAACUGUACUCAAGCCUUCCCCUUGCUGUCGUGGUUUCGCAUCCCAUCCGCGUCGCCGAGUUCUUCACAGUUGAGCCAAAAUGAAGUAAACGUACGUGAAGUUUUGAAGUUGACACUACGCUGCCUUCAGGAUACCGAUGUUGUCAACCUUAGAUUUUCCCUAAUGUGAUUGGGUCGUUUUCUCCACCUUGCUUUUCCUAUCCUUUACCUCCUGAUUUAUUCGUCCUUCUCUCUGUGUUGUUGAAAGCUGGUAGCCCUGCUCUCUCUCUCUCUCUCUCUUUCCCCUCACCACUCACUUCAACCUUUGCCUUUGUAGCGCACCUUUAGUCGCUGGUGGACUUAGGGACUUCUCCCUUCCCGGUCGUCUUUCCCGCCUGGCGCUUGUGGAUUCACCAAUGCGAGAGGCAAACCGUGGACAGCUGACUCGAGAAAUCCGUCAUCCCGAUGGUUCGGUAGGUGCUCUGGCUUUUACUUCCCUCCCUCCCCCGCACUUCUGUGUUUCUUUCUCGGCUUCCUUUCGACUCGCCUUCGUUCCCCUCCCACCGCAGAUUGAACGUCAGUACAGCAACGGGGGUGUCAUUCUGAACUACGCCAACGGUUCGGUCAAAGAGAUCUACCCGGACGGCAAGACAUCGCUGGUUGUCCUCUUUAACGGCGAUACAAAGCUCACCCUGUCAGAUGGAUCCGUGGUAAGCCGCGUUGUCUAAUUUUUCUGCAGACGGAGUUUGCGGUGCAUGGCACCACUGCUCUUAACUGGAUUCCUAUGCCAGGGGUAGGCGGAGGGAGAUGGGAUCAGGUAUGGCCCACUUGGGAUGCCUGUUUAUCCUCCCUCUGCGUCACGAAUGAGUUUCAGGAGCAUGCACGGCAGUUGUUUUCCGCAAAAAUAGAUGUGUUAUCUAAAAAGUUAUCUUACGGAAUCUGCUUUUUGAUUUUUUUCAGAUAUACACGUAUGCAUCGGAGGGCACCGUCCAAACAACCUUUCCUGAUGGGACGGAGCAAACAGUCUACAAGGAGUACGUUUUGCCAUUUUUAUGCAUUUGAUUCUUUCUAGUCUUUUGAGACGUGCACUUUCAGGGCGGUUUAGUCCCGGUGUGGACAGAGGGGAGCGCCACCAGCUGUACCAACCACUCCAAUGUUGACUCAAUCCCACCAGAGGGGGACCGCCCCUGACGACGUCUUGGCUUUUUAGUACUCAGUCAGUCUCAUGACCUCAUUUGCAUGAUAUACUACCCCUUAGACGCCAUCGUCUUUGAGUCAGUAGCAGUUAGCUAGUGAUUGAGGGCAAUGCGUUUUCUAUUAAGAUUUGUUUACUUCAGCGGUGUGGUAAUAUUGACUGUCAUGCUACAUUAUCCCAAGAUAUUUCAACCAUUAGAGGAUGCCGGUUUAUGAAUAGUCUGCUCUCAGACUACCUGCAAAAACAAGUGGUUUUCUAUUGACUUUCGACAUUCUUAUGAAGUCAAAUAUAUUCUCUGUAAAACAUAACCAAAAUGGCAGAGGGACGCUCACCGAUCAUUUUUACGGAACUCACUCGUCCUUUUAUGCCUUAGGACGCUCUUUCUCUCCCGAGCCCAACCAGCAGCCGCACAGCGGCGCAUGAUAUUAGGCAGAAUGGCAUUACCGACAAAAACAAGGGAGACUGGAAUGGCCAUUCUUAGCUUAGUAGUCGUCGUCAGCCAGAAAUGGUCAUGCCAGUCUGCCUUGUCUUUGUCAGUAAUACCAUUCUGAUUAUAUCAUGCACCGCUGUGCGGCUGCUGAUUGGGCCCGAGAGAGAGCCCUAAGGCACAACGGGAUGAGUGACCGCCCUUCUACCAUUGUAUAUUCCCGAUUGCAACUGACGGGACAACGAGUCCGUGGCUCAGUAGUUAGAGGCGUUGGGUUUCUGACCAACAGGUCGCGGAAUCGAACCCCAAGUUUUGCACACUUCGGGGUUGGGUGUGACUGACUGACGACGGCUAAUGAGCCAGAAAUGGCCAUUACAGUCUGCCUUGUCUUUGUCGGUAACACCAUUCUUCCUAUAACCAAAAAUAUUUGUAACUCACUCUUUUCGUGACCAAUCACGUCAUUUUUAACUUUUGUACUGACGGAAAGGAUAUUUCCAGGUUUCUAAGGUCUUUCCGUAUAGUAUAUUCUUUUUCCUUCUCUCCAUGUCUUCUAAAGCAGUAAAGCAAGCCUGUCCAUGAGUCAUAGGCCGCCAUGUUUGCAGAUUUCUGCCCCAAUUCUUGACGAGCGCUCGUAUGCAUCAACAUUGUCUUAGAAGCUGUCAGUCGCCCUCUUGCGUCACUUUGGGGCUGGGAUUUCACACCGACCGGAGACAACCAUCGGGCGCCAAGUAACGGGACCGGAAGACCCGUCGUGACGACGGAAAACACCUGAAGUCCUUUCCUGAAUCUGGUGCAGCUUAGAGCAGAGCAGCUAUACCGGAGCAUUUGCGAGUUUACUUCAGGCGCGGAUGACCGAACACUCACCAGUGGUGAGAAGGAUUGACACCAACUUUGAAGUUGCGACUCAUCCGGCGGAACUCUACCGUGCUUUAAACCCCCUACAGAGCCUACUUUCUAGUGAGGAGUGACAACGGAAGGAGUCGUCAGCUGCUUGAGUAAUGGUUCUGCCCGUCAACAGGCUCUGUGAUCUCCCGCCCCUCCAUUCGUUGUUGCAAUUUUGCCUAGGCAAGGUAGUUGAUCACAUAAAGAGCUCAUGCAUAAACGUCGCUUCCAGUGCCAGCACCGGCGAAUUAGUGGUCAAGCUAUUAUCACGCCGAUCAACAAAAUGCUGACGAUUGUCAACUUAGGUGCGGGCAAAUGAAUCACUAUCGCAUAAGCUACAAAAAUUACAAUGAAACGCGGAAGCUGUUAAUUCUAGUGACGAUUGCAUCCUAUGUUCACCCGCUACCCUUGCUUUUUGCUGUCUCAGAUGAAUCGGAAGCACAAGAUGUAUAAAAUUCUUGUUCCAACGAUCAAAUCUGCUUUCAGGGUAAUCCGCUUACUGGUUUUGAAGCCCUGAGAAUCCACACAGGAGUCAGCGAAGCCUCGCGCCGCAAAUACUAAACGGGAUUAGCUUUUAUUUUCAAUCUUGCUAACACGUGGGUACUGACCGGCUCGUGACGCGCCAGUCCGUUCUCACUUGUGCUCUAGGAGUUCAUUCUUUUUGCUUUUUUUAGUGGCCGAAAGGAGAUCACUUACCCCCAACCCAGACGGAGCCCAAUCUCCCCUACUACCCCACGUGCCCGCUCCCCGUGCAUUUCAAGGCCCAGUAGCUGUCUCGCCAACCUAGCACCCGUACUGGUUGAAGAAAACUGUCUGGGCAACGGAAUCACUGUGCGUCUCUUCUCUAAUGGCGAUCGAAUAAUCGAACUACCAAAUGGUCAGCGGGAAGUCCACUGCGCUGAAUUCAAGGUAAAAGCAAAUCUCAGCGUUGUGCAAUGAUUUACCGUACUAACAACACAGGUAUUAGCUAAUAGCCCAUACACGCGUGUUUCGCCGAUAUGCUGCUGCGGCUCAUCAGUGGGUCCCACAGCCUUCCCCGUGUGUUUUCUGGUAUAUGAACUCCAGUUUCAACUUGCCUUGUCUAAUUUCCGAGGGAAUUAAUGCGCGAACAUGGAGUAACUCUUUCGAAACGGACCUUUUUAGGAACGGUCUGAAGUUUGAUAUGAAUAUUUGAGCCAAUAGUAUAGAAUUGUGCAAUGAUUUACCGUACUAACAACACAGGUAUUAGCUAAAAGCCCAUACACGCGUGUUUGACUCGCCAUCCGCAAUCCCAUCCCUCAAUGGGAGAUUUUUGGCCUCCAUUUAUUCUGAAAUGGUCUGUUUCCGAGGAUAGGUUUGACACAUGUCUAGAAAGCUGUUUAUUCUUGCUCAAACAACGUAAUUGUGGCUACGUUCAUGCUGGUGAUACAUUUCUACAUUUCCGGAAGCUUUCAUCUUCAGUAUGCCAGCGCUGAACAAAUUCUUCUCAUUGUUACUGCUCUACGUUGAGCUAUUGAGAUUUCAUUACAGUUUGUUCAUCCAGGUCGAUUUGGAUCGUCACUGCUCCAUCGGAGUUCUAUUGCUUAUCAUCGACCUCAAUGUCAGGACAGAGUCAAGACGAUUGGAAAUGUGGAUGUUCGUUCCCACCUUAUAUGACAGUCGAGGUCGUGUGGAAUUCGCAUAGAGUCAGGAAAUGGCCGCCUCUCAGAGUCGGACUGUAUUGACCAAUUAUAGCACUCACGGCUACACGUCAGAGUUCAGAGACCUACCAAAGCUUAAUCAUAUGCCAAGUGUGAAAGGAUUUGGUGGUCAAAUCGCCACCAGGGGGGGGGGAGAGGGACGUGAUUCUGAAUCCAUUCACUCAUACCGGUGAUAGGGGCCAAAUGACAAUUCGACCGUCUAUUCCGACAAUGCCUACCGUGUUCAACAGCAGGGUGGGCGCAGUGACCAUUGCGUGCACGUAACUUAGUUUUAGUGAUUGUAGACUUGCGCCGCAUCUACCGCACUUUUCUCCCCAUCCACACGAGCCCAGUUUCGUGACAGAGUCAGGCAGACCAAAGGUGGAAGAGGGCGCAGGUGACUGGCGAGGCGUUGACCCGUGCCUAGCCGUGCCAUCGUAUCCCCUGGACCAGGAUUUCACACAGCAAGAAGGGGAGGGAGGGGGGGGUCGGUCUGGAUCCAAACUGAGUGGGAGUGCAAUUACGGCCAUAUUAAGAAGGAGCCAUUGCAGUCUGGCUCUCAAUCCGCAAAUCGACCUCUCUACACGAACAUAGGACUCACUGCGAGGUGGGAGUUGAAUCGUAAAUUGUUGCACUAGGUCCGGAGAUGUCCGAUGGGGCCGAUCUGCGUGCGGAAUGUUCGUUGGCAGCGUGGACAUGCUGGAAGGGGCUGAGUGUUGACGCCUGAGACCUGCAGUUGCUCUUUUAGCCUUAGCAGCGACGAGCUGGUUGACUUCAUCGAUUGCUGUCCUCACUGCACUUUUGCAGAUCGGUCGGUCCUGGGUGAGGUCUCCCCAAAAUUCUGGUCUGAUUUGCAAAUUUCAGAAAUUUCUUCGGGGUCUUCUUGUAGCAGUGGGCUUCUCCUUGUCGGUGAGUACACGUAGCGACAUCAUCGUAGAAUAUUCGUUUGGGUAAUCGCCCGGCGUCCACCCUCACGAGUUGGCCGCUCCAUCACAUUUACAGUUGUCUCAGCAUAGCGUGGAUACCGAGGAAUCCUGUUCGUUCCGAGAUUUCCCAGCCGGGAAUCCUGACCUGCCACCUCGGCUUUAGGAUUCUCCGAAGGCAACUUAUGUGGAAGUGAUUGAGCUACCGCGCCUGUUUCUUCUAGGCUGUCCAGGUCUCCGCUCCAUACAACAGCGUCGUCACGAUGACAGCUUUGUGCAUCUGGAGUUUGGUGUUGAGGUGGAGACCGUAGCGGUCCUACAAUACGUUCUGCAGCAGACCAGAGGCGUGACUGACUUUGGAGGUUUGGGCGACCACUUCUCCGUUGAUUUUGAGGCUGCGUGAGUGUGCUGCCUAUAAUAGACGAGGUUGUCCAUGGUUUUCAGUUGGGUGACGUUGAGUGAUUAGAGGGCCGUUAUAUUUCAGUGUCGAGUGACGGCUGAUGCAUGAACUCCGUUCUGUCUGUGUUGAUGUUCAGGCCGAAUUUGGCGCAUCCGACUGCAGAAAAAGUUCAUGCAUCAUUUCAUGCCCGGUUCUGCCGUGUUGUUGAGCGUGCACUCGUCAGCAUAUAUCAGGUUGUGGACAGUAGUCGUGGAGAGGCGCGUUCUACCUUAUUAGAUUGAUACAAGAGAACGUUGUUCGAUUUCUGGUAUUACCCACAUCAUUUAAUUGGCCCCGUUACCAUGUAGAUGUACUGACUUGAUAAAAAAUUAAUCGAAAGCAAAUGUCCGCUGCAUGGCCAAUAUCCAUAUAGCCUACUAACUGCAUGCAGUGUCCUGCGACUUCCCCAACACGCCUCUCUCGAACCCUCUCCUAACCACCCGUAUUAAUCUUUCCAUAUUCGCCACAUCCGACUUGAAUGAACAAGUGAGCAUUAGUCGAUUUCUCUUAUUGACAAUGUUUUUCUUGAGGCCGUCAUCAUGCAGAGUGGAUUUGCGUGUGCAGCCUGCUUCGAUUAGCGGAAAGGGGGGAACCAAAGUUCACCAACGCCUCGCGACCUGUCAUUUUUUGAUGAACUUUGGUUCAAUAGAGUACUUAAAGUACAUCUACUAGACUCGCUGCUAUUAUAACUUGGCCAACUUCGGCCUGACAGUUGCUUGUCUGUACGUGGCCUUCUCCACACCUACGGCGCUUGUUUUUUUCGGGUAGCCAAUAGAUCGGCGUGCACCUAUCCCUGACUGUUCUAACACUCUGGCACGAUGAGAAUUGGAGGGGACAGAGACCGACGUAUGGACCGUCCUCAUAAUCAUUAAACUCAUGCAAGUCACUAUUGCCCUCCGUCCCCAUCUGUCAAAAUUUGAGGCGGUUCCCGUCGAUUACAGCAGGUGUGUAUUUAGCGAACACGCUCGAGAGAGAGAGUCCGUAAGGCACAACGGUGCGAGCGAGUUCCGUAAGAACGAUCGGUGAGCAUCCUCUACCAUUUUAUAUUCCCAAUCGAAACCGACAGGGCAACGGGCUCGUGACCCAGUGGUUAGAGGCGUGGCCUGUUAACUAACAGGUCGCGAGUUCGAGCCUCGGGCGUUCCACACUUCGGGGUUGGGUAUGACUGGCUGAAGACGACUAAUGAGCCAGAAAUGGCCAUUCCAGUCUCCCUUGUCUUUUUCGGUAAUAACAUACUGCCUAUAGGUAUAUGUAUAUAAAUUUGCACAAUAAAAUUCCCUUUCCCAAAGCUCAUAUUCGACUUCAAGAUAUAAAUGUCGAUUUCAAUCUAUUUCCCUCCCCCUCAUGCGCCUUCUUUCUAUCCUUGUAUAAAGCGUCGCAUUUAUCCCGACGGGACCGCAAAAACUGUUUUCAAAGACGGUCGCCAGGAGACCUGCUACGCAUCCGGACGAAUCCGCGUGAAGGAUGGCCAGGGCAAUCUCUUGGUGGACACUCGGGUUGCGCCACUCUCUGAAGCCGUUCGGCCAACUCUGGUUGUCCCACCGCCACACUUGCUCAUCUAA
Spirometra erinaceieuropaei is the source of this 30336-nucleotide messenger RNA. NCBI's taxonomy places the organism in Eukaryota, Metazoa, Platyhelminthes, Cestoda, Diphyllobothriidea, Diphyllobothriidae. The record is from the annotation of a GenBank genome assembly.